AAAGCCACCUAACUUUAACGCAUACAACUUGGCUUUUUCUUCAUGGGAUAGUACAAAAACGUUUCCUCAAUUCUGAAGUCGCGUACAAACAGAUAACCACAACGUAUUUCCUCACUGAAAAGCCCAGAAAGCAUUCAUUUUCACAAUUUUCUUGGCCUCAGAAAUGGAGAAACCAUCAGCAGCUUCAGCAGGGGGAAAUAACGAUAAUCGAGGAAAAAGGGCCCCUGUUGAAGUCCCUUGUGGAUGUAGAUUUGACCCAACCGAUGAAGAAUUGAUGGUUUAUCUGAGGAACAAAAUUAUGGGUGGUCGCGAUGAUUUGCCUGACUAUAUUUCCACCGCUGAUGUUUUCGGAACAAGCCCUAAUCAGCUCCCAUUUGAUAGGUGCGAGUAUAGUGCUGGAAAGAAAUGGUUUUUUUAUACCGUAGGGCAAAAUGACGAUGUGUUCACUGGAGAUGGUUAUUGGACCCCUACAUCUGAAGAAGCUAUCUGCAUUGAUGGUCAAGUAGAUGGUUACAAGAAAGAAUUCACGUACUAUUGUGGAACGGAACAUCCUGGGAAUAGAACCAAUUGGUACAUACACCAAUUCAGGCUAAAUCCAGACGUGUAUGGAGCAAGUGCAGUUGGCAAUAAUCUUGACUAUAAGAUAUCAAGUGUUGUAGCCUGCAUGGUAUUCCGUAAGGAAGCCGUAGUGCAAUCGAAUCGCAGAAAGAUAAAAAGAAAGAGAAAGAACUAGUGAGCUUUUAGGCGACCAGAAGAUCAGAGCUUGUAAUCGAAACAUCGAACUGGUAGGAAGAGGUGAUGAAAUUCAAGCUUUGCAGAAUCAAGUUCCCUAGAUUGCAAACAUUCAUGCAAUGUAUAGAUUUUGGGUUGUUUGUAUUAACUUUAUGAUUAUGUUGCCUAUCUUUCACAUCAAAACGUAUUUUUGAUAUGUCUUCUAGUUGUUUUCAACAUAUUUCUUCGUCGUUGUUUUG
Molecule: messenger RNA, 971 nt
Organism: Coffea arabica (coffee)
Lineage: Eukaryota; Viridiplantae; Streptophyta; Magnoliopsida; Gentianales; Rubiaceae
Product: NAC domain-containing protein 41
Biological process (GO): regulation of DNA-templated transcription
Molecular function (GO): DNA binding
Source: RefSeq, a predicted model, not a curated record